AUGGUCAAAUACUCAAACCUUUUCGCACUGAUCACUGCUGCUUUUGGCGUCACAGCCGCAGCCGCACCCACAACAUCACCGUCCACUCCUCAACCCAUCGUCUCCCUCUACCGAGCCUUCAACCCCAGAAUCCACGACCACUUCUACACAACCAACCUAGCCGAAUACACCAACGCCGUGCAGAAUCUCGGCUACUCUGCCGAGCAGACGGCAUGCCGGAUCCACUCCACCGAGCAAUGGGCGACCGUGCCACUAUACAGACUAUAUUCCGGAUCCCGCACCGACCACUUUUACACGACCUCGGCAGCAGAGCGCGACAGCGCUCUCCAGAACUCGGGAUACAGCGACGAGGGCAUUGCGGGGUACAUCUACCCAGCGGAUUCGUCGCUCCGGCUGCCCGGUUUGACGCCGCUUUACCGGCUGUAUAGCCAGCAGGUCAUGGAUCAUUUCUUUACCGUCUCGCAGGCGGAGAGGGAUAACACGAUUGGGAGGCUGGGAUAUUAUGAUGAGGGGAUUGCGGGGUAUGUGUUUCCACCGGAGUAG
This is a messenger RNA of Aspergillus calidoustus, 543 nucleotides long. The record is from the annotation of a GenBank genome assembly. Lineage: Eukaryota; Fungi; Ascomycota; Eurotiomycetes; Eurotiales; Aspergillaceae.